Molecule: messenger RNA, 3844 nt
Organism: Hevea brasiliensis (rubber tree)
Lineage: Eukaryota; Viridiplantae; Streptophyta; Magnoliopsida; Malpighiales; Euphorbiaceae
Product: DExH-box ATP-dependent RNA helicase DExH8-like
Exons: 14
Coding region: 309-3365 (1018 amino acids)
Biological process (GO): maturation of SSU-rRNA from tricistronic rRNA transcript (SSU-rRNA, 5.8S rRNA, LSU-rRNA)
Cellular component (GO): nucleolus; intracellular anatomical structure
Molecular function (GO): RNA binding; metal ion binding; ATP binding
Source: RefSeq, a predicted model, not a curated record
CACACUGUGUCCAGCUUACGCUGUCCUAAGACCUGCAAAUGAUUGGCCAGCCCCCAAAACAGCCAAAAAAAGAAAGCAAAGACAUUGGCUUCCAAGUGAAUAACUUUCACACCUAUAUUCAAGCUCACAUAAUCCCGACCUUCUCGGAUCACUGAGUCCGUGGCGCGACUAACUCGCUGUGCCCCUUCCCUUCCCUUCGCUUCCCUUGCGAAUUAAGUCUUCCCAAUUUCUCCGAAGUCGUACUUCCUGCUUUUCCUUAGCGAAUAAGAGCGACGCAUAGCAAGAGAGGAGAGUGGAGGAUUUUCAAAAUGGCGGCUUCAUCUUCUCCGACUGGCUCGUGUAGCUCCUCAUAUGUUUCUCCAUUUUCGCAACCGGAGUUCUCGUCUCUCCCGGUGAUGUCGCUCAGAGAGAAAAUCGUCGAGAAAAUCAAGGAAAAUCGUGUUACUCUCAUAGUCGGCGAGACUGGCUGUGGUAAGAGUUCUCAAAUCCCACAGUUUCUCCUGGAAGAAAACAUGGAACCCAUUAUAUGCACACAACCCAGGAGAUUUGCUGUUGUUGCUGUUGCUAAAAUGGUAGCACAAGCUCGUAACUGUGAGCUGGGAGGAGAGGUUGGGUAUCAUAUAGGCCAUUCAAAGCUCUUCUCAGCAAGAUCAAAGAUUGUUUUUAAAACAGCUGGUGUUUUGUUAGAAGAAAUGAAAGAAAAGGGGUUGAAUGCACUCAAAUACAAAGUUAUCAUUCUUGAUGAAGUGCAUGAAAGAUCCAUCGAGUCUGAUCUUGCUCUCGUCUGUGUAAAGCAGUUUCUGUUAAAGAACAAUGACUUGAGGGUGGUAUUGAUGUCUGCAACUGCUGAUUUUGGAAGAUACCGAGAUUAUUUUAAAGAUCUUGGCAGGGGUGAAAGAGUUGAAGUGCUUGCAAUCCCUAGCUCCGACCAGCAAGCACUUUUUCAGAGAAGAGUUUCAUAUCUUGAACAGAUAACUGAAUUUCUUGGAAUAAGUUCAGAGUCAUUGGCUGCUAGAUAUUGUUCAGGACCAAACCCUUCCAUGGCAGCUGCUGAUAUUAAACCAGAAGUACACAGACUUAUAUAUGAUUUAAUAGUGCAUAUUCAUGAUAAUGAACCAGAUAUUGAAAAGGGCAUUUUGGUUUUCCUUCCUACAUACCGUGACUUGGAACAGCAGUGGAACCUUCUAAAGCCACUUAGUUCAUGGUUUAAAGUUCACAUUUUACAUCGAAGCGUUGACACUGAACAAGCUCUCAUGGCUAUGAAAAUCUGGAAAUCACAUCGUAAGGUGAUAUUGGCCACAAAUAUUGCAGAAUCUUCUGUGACAAUACCCAAAGUAGCAUAUGUCAUUGAUUCCUGCCGAUCUUUGCAAGUUUUUUGGGAUUUUACAAGGAAAAUGGAUUCUGCAGAGCUUAUUUGGGUUUCUAAAUCUCAGGCUGACCAACGUAAAGGUAGAACUGGUAGAACCUGUGAUGGCCAGAUUUAUCGGUUGGUCACAGGAUCAUUUUUCAACAAGCUUCAGGAACACGAGUCUCCAGCUAUACUCAGGUUAUCAUUACGGCAACAAGUCCUUAUGAUUUGCUGUGCUGAAUCUAAAGCCAUUAAUGAUCCCAGGGCCUUGUUGCAAAAGGUUUUGGAUCCUCCUCAUCCUGAAGCUGUUGAAGAAGCAUUAAACUUGCUUGUUCGCAUAAAAGCACUGAGAAUCUCUACUAGAGGCCGGUAUGAGCCUUCGUUUUAUGGAAGGUUGCUUGCUAGCUUCUCAUUGUCCUUUGAUGCCUCUGUUCUUAUACUCAAGUUCGGAGAUAUUGGAUUGUUGCGUGAAGGCAUUCUGAUGGGUAUAUUGAUGGAUACACAGCCUCUACCGAUUCUUCAUCCUUUUGGAGAAGAACAUUUGUUUACAGAGUACACAUUCCGCUACUUUGGUGGUGAUUGUAACAACAUUGUGAAACUUGGUCGAAAGGAGAUGGUGUUAAUUGGAAACUUGUGUGCAUAUCAGUUUUGGCAACGUGUAUUUAAGGAUAAGCACCGUCUUGAACACCUUAAACGACUUUCUAGGUUUGAUGAAAUGAAAGCUGUGACAUCUCUGCUACUGAAGAUUGAAGAGGAAUGGUGCUCAUUUCAUAAUCUUGUGCAGUCAUCUCUACAUCAAGUUUCUGAGAUAUAUGAAGAUGUACUAAAUUCACUGCAUCGGUUUCGUCCCAGAUUUCUGGCUAAAUGUGAUGGCCUACCAACCUACUAUGAUCCUUAUGAAUUUGGCCAUGUGUGUCUUCUAAAAUCUCAGAGAAAUGGAGAUAGGGUUGUUGCUGCAGAUGAUGAAGACGAGCCAUCUAAUGAAACGAAAAAAUGUUGUGCUGUACCAUUUGUUGCUUCUGGACACUUUCAGACUAUUAAUGUGGCUGAAAAAUUGUCAAUCAUUGUCAAAGAGAUGAGAGUUCAAUUAACAGAAAAUGCAUCUGAUAAUCAUGCUAGCUAUGUUGAUGGUGAUGCGUCUCGAGUAAAUGGGGAGGCUCCUUUGUGUGUGUAUUUUAUAAAUGGAUCCUGCAACAAGGGCAGUCAAUGCUUAUUUUCUCAUUCACUUCAAGCAAAAGUACCUACUUGCAAAUACUUUUUCUCUUUACAGGGUUGUCGAAAUGGAGAGUCGUGUUUCUUUUCCCAUGAUUCGGGAUCAACAUUAUCAUUUAGCCUGACUCCAAGCUUGCCAGAGGAUGAUGAUUUCAAUGCUGCCUCCCUUCUACAAUUUCUUCCAGCAUCUCUAGAUGGAUGCAUUCUUCUAUUAGAUGACACUGACUUGCAUUUCUCCUCAAAUCUUGCUCGCCACUAUGAUCCCUCCAAAAUAAUAUCCACAACAAGCAUGUCUGACACUGCAAUAAGUGAUCCAUCGUUGGAGGGUGUCCGAAUUUUGUGGGGUCUCCAUCACCCGCACCAGACUAUUGUUUCUAGAGCAGGGAGGAAUCCCAUUCCAUGGAGUGAAAUUAAGUGCAUACUAUGGUUCCCUAAUUUAGAUGGCCAUGGUGAAAAUUUGGAGAGAGAGACAAUUGUGCAGAAUUUCUUUGAGCAUUUAGCUAUCAGAAUUAUAGCUGAUUCCUUGUAUGAACUGCGAAUUAUCAUCACCAUGAACAACAUUAGAUUUUCACAGUUACAGGUGGAAAAGUUGGGUAGAGACAGCUUCUUUUUCCUUAGAGAGUCCUUUCCAUUUGAUGAAGCAAGCUUUGGGGAGCUAUCAGAUGUUGUCACAACUAGGAAGCCAAUGUUGGCAUCAAAGCCUAUCUCGUACGUCUUUGACUUGCAGCCACCUACUGACAUUCAGUUUGAUGACUAUGCAGCCACUCUUCGCAAAUGCCUGCAUGAUAUUAAUGGAUGUACGUAAAGGAUUCAGCUGCUUUGUUCAUAAUCUCAUAUCUUAUAGUUUGAAGCUAGAUUGUAAAUAUCAGAGAUGGGAAUUCACUUGAAGACUGCAUAGAUUUGCUGUAUUAUUGUGACAUGAGUCACUUGACAGGACUCUCGACUAUAUGAUGAAGAUAUUAUCAGAUACUGAUUAAGGGUAGUGAUAUUGUGGUUUAGAGUUGCUCAUUUCAUCAGAAUUUAUGGCGAAAACUUAUUAAUGCUCUGAAGAGGAGAAGACGGCGCUCCUUUUUGCAAAGCUGGUUGCUGCUACUUAAAAAGGCAGUAGUGCAAAAUGUACUCAAAUCAUGAAAGCGUUUGAAACCUUAGAUGUUAUAAGUUUUGGUAAGCCAUUCUAUGUUCAAAUUAUUGGCCUGAUAGCAUGUGUGAGAUGAUUAAUCGAGGGAUAUAAUUAAUGUUAUAAUCCCAAAAUCAAAAGAAAAAGGAAAUGUAGUCAUUUCUGAA